AUAAUCGUUAUUCUAUGUAUUAAAUUAUUAAUAAAUUGAGUAAUUAUGAGAAUGUUCUACAACAAACAUUAUCGAAGCUUCCAUUAUCCGAAUGCUUUGCUAUUUCAUUAUCUACGCUUUAGACGGGCAAGUGUAAAUGGCAAGUCCUUAUAGAAUCUUUAACGAACAGAUUUAUAUAUUCACAAAUAUUAGAUUUAAUGCAAAAAUGGAAUAAUUCAGAAAAAAACGUAUGAUUAAUUAAUCGAUUAUCGUCUGUAAGAAUUAAAUAAGCUGAAGAAAAGAAUGAAGAAACUUUUCCCUAUUUAACCUGUUCCCAUACUAAUGGCGUCAAAACGGAAGCGUGUAGUGUUAAGUAUAAUAACAAAACACGAAAUUAUUCGAAAGUUGGAGAGUGGUGAAAGUGCAGCGAAAUUAGCGAAAAUAUAUGGUAUCGGGAAAGCUACUAUUACCGGUAUUAAAAAUCAGAAAGAUGCCAUUGAAAAUUAUUUGAUGCAAGCAGAUACCUUGGACAUUGCUGUCAACAGAAAAAGUAUGAUGGUGCCAAAGUAUAAAAAUGUAGAUGAUGCUGUGUUUCAAUGGUUUCUAGAAAAUAGAGAUAAAGGAGUACCUAUAUCUGGGCCUAUUCUAUGCGAGAAGGCAUUGGAGUUUAAUGAGAAAUUAAAAGGCAAUCCAAAUUUUAAAGCAAGCAGUGGUUGGUUAGAAAAAUUUAAGUCACGUCAUGGUAUUCGAGAACUAAAUAUGUCUGGUGAAAAGUUAUCUACCGAUAAUGUUACUGAAGAAAAUUUAACAGUGGAUCUUCACAAAUUCUUAAUCGAAAAAGGGUAUGCGUUACAGAAUAUGGAUAAUGAAGAUAAAAGAGAUAUAACAUGUACAACAUUACAACAGAAGAAUGUGACUUCCCAGCAGGAAAAAUUAGAUACCAACAGUAAAGUUAGUAAAGAUCAUAUUAACGCAAUCUCAUGUGUUAAUUCAACCACAUGUCAUCAAGUUCCACUUUUGCUAUUUGGAAAAAGGAAAAAAUUAAAGUCACACAUUGUAUAUAGUUGAAAGGACUGCAUGGAAAAUGUGUAAGUCCAUCACAAGCACAGAUCUUUUUCGCAUUUUGAAACAAGCCAGAUGAACGAGCAAUAACACCACAAGCCAAUCUACAAAAAUAUUAAAUAAAUCUUUAAUAUUGGAAGCUUUAUAAUGACUAUUAUAUUAAUACCAUAAAAAUAAUGCAAGAUCUACCUAUUUC
Molecule: messenger RNA, 1237 nt
Organism: Megalopta genalis
Lineage: Eukaryota; Metazoa; Arthropoda; Insecta; Hymenoptera; Halictidae
Product: jerky protein homolog-like
Cellular component (GO): nucleus
Molecular function (GO): DNA binding
Source: RefSeq, a predicted model, not a curated record